Hipposideros armiger (great roundleaf bat) is the source of this 833-nucleotide messenger RNA. RefSeq names its product prostaglandin F synthase 1-like. The record is from RefSeq and is a predicted model, not a curated record. The transcript has 6 exons. Gene Ontology annotation, molecular function: oxidoreductase activity. The annotation marks the transcript as partial. NCBI's taxonomy places the organism in Eukaryota, Metazoa, Chordata, Mammalia, Chiroptera, Hipposideridae.
AAACAAAACAAAACAAAAACCUUUUCUUCAUCCUCUCUUCUUUCUGUAUUUCAGCCUGGGGAGGAGCUUAUGCCAAAGGAUGCCAGUGGGAAAGUUAUUUUAGAGACAGUGGACCUGCGUGACACAUGGGAGGCUCUGGAGAAGUGUAAGGAUGCAGGUCUGACCAAGUCCAUUGGCGUGUCCAACUUCAAUCACAAGCAGCUGGAGAUGAUCCUGCACAAGCCAGGGCUCAAGUACAAGCCUGUCUGCAACCAGGUGGAAUGUCACCCGUACCUCAACCAGAGCAAACUCCUGGAAUUCUGCAAGUCCAAGGACAUUGUUCUUGUUGCCUACAGUGCCCUGGGGUCCCAAAAAGACCCAAACUGGGUGGAAAAGGAUAGCCCCGUUCUCUUGGAGGAGCCGAUCUUACAUGCCAUUGCCAAGAAACACAAUAGAAACCCAGGCCAGGUGGCCCUGCGCUAUCAGCUUCAGCGGGGGGUGGUGGUCCUGGCCAAGAGCUUCAAUGAGAAGAGAAUCAAGGAGAACUUCCAGGUUUUUGACUUUGAUUUGACUCCAGAAGACAUGAAAGCAAUUGACGGCCUCAACAGAAAUUUCCGACUUUUUAAAUUGCCAUUUGCUGUUGAUCACCCUUAUUAUCCGUUUUCUGAAGAAUAUUGACCGUGAACUACCCACCAUGAGUUCUACCAAUCUCUUCCUUCCGGGAUGCGGAGAGGAUUUCUGUGCUUGGUGGAGGUGAUUAAAAGCAUUUCUGUAGAUUCAGGCUUCUUGCCUUUCUUCUUUAAAUACAAUUUCUUAAAAAACAAUUUAUAAAAUAAUAAAGACUUUGAAAUAAU